Syngnathus typhle (broad-nosed pipefish) is the source of this 2747-nucleotide messenger RNA. Its product is annotated as globoside alpha-1,3-N-acetylgalactosaminyltransferase 1-like. Gene Ontology annotation, biological process: carbohydrate metabolic process. The record is from RefSeq and is a predicted model, not a curated record. The transcript is spliced from 3 exons. NCBI's taxonomy places the organism in Eukaryota, Metazoa, Chordata, Actinopteri, Syngnathiformes, Syngnathidae. Bases 273 to 1316 code for a protein of 347 amino acids. Gene Ontology annotation, cellular component: vesicle; Golgi apparatus; membrane. Gene Ontology annotation, molecular function: hexosyltransferase activity.
ACUCCACUCGUUUUCUUUCCCAGAGAUUCCACAUGCAUCUGGUUUCUUCGGGUUCGCCUCAGAAAUGGAAACAAGCAGGAGUCUCUGGGAAACGGGGGAGGAGAAUAUUUUGGGAAAGAGAAAAAAAAAAGUGAGGCAACGAACGAGAGAUGAAGAGUUUCUAAGAGUUAAGCAAAAUAACCAGAAAGAAGAGAUUUGGAGAAACAGAGUGGAAAGAUAGAGCAAGAUUUUUGGCAUAGCUUUUGUGUGUUUAUCCAGCAGCGGGUCACAGCAUGGCGCUGUUCCCAUUCUGCAAGACAGCCACAGGAGCCGUCAGAGUGUCCAGGAUACAGCUGCUCCUGUACUGUGUUCUACUGUCACUUAUCAUAUACUUCCUCCACGGGCGUAAGGGUGGUGGCAAUGUGAAGUCCCCUCAUCCUUACUUUCGCUCCAUGGAACUAACUGUGGGAGAAGAAACGAAGAACAGCAACGCAGAACUACAACGCCCUGCGCAGACUCCUUGGGGUGCUCCUUUGGUUUGGGGUGACAACCGCGACUCAGUCAGCCGAAGGACUGAAUUUGCACAGCUAGAAGUCCAGGUAGGUCUGCUGACCCUUGUGGUGGGACCAUACGCCCAACACGUGAGACGUUUCAUCUCCUCGGCGGAGAUCUACUUCCUGCCUAGUCAGAUGGUCACGUACUAUAUCCUCAUCGAUAAUCCUCGCAUGUUGGAUCCUCCCAUCAAGUUGGGGCCUGGACGACAGCUGAAGAUACUUCCCGUCGCCGAGUUCCCCGGCUGGGACAAGUUGGUCUAUCGUCGUAUGCCCAUUUUAGCUGACGCCAUGAAAAACCGAAUUGGCAAGGAGGUUGAGUACAUUUUCUGCGCUGACAUUGACCAGGAGUUUACGGCUCCUGUGGAAGAGGAAAUACUUAGUGACCUGGUGGCCACCUUGCACCCCGAACACUACGGCAAGCCACAGACGGCACUUCCUUAUGAAAAGGAUGAAGACUCAUCAGCUUAUGUGAAGGAGGAUGAGGGUGACUACUAUUACACGUCCGAGCUCUACGGUGGGCUGAUUCGCAAUGUGUACAGAAUGGCUCAGGGUUGCUCCUUGCUCAUUCUGAAGGAUCAGUCAAACGGCAUGCUGGCCAGCGGCCGCGAAGAGAGCUACUUAAACCGAUACCUGAUCACUCAUCGGCCAACCUGCGUUCUUUCACCAGAGUACAACUGGUGGGAUUCGGGCUUGGCCGCGGACGUGCCUGAGAAGAGGCUGGUCUCGUUGGGAAGGCAAUGUGAGGCAUUCGACGCUGCGAAAAGGGAGAAGUACCGAUGUUGAUGAUUUGUUUUAGUGCUCCAUUCACUUUUGGAUAAAACUCGUGUAGCUCUGACUUGGAGUGCAUGAGAUCCAAAUUUGAAGCUCUUAUCUCAAAUGUAAACUAUAAACAUGGUUAAGGACAAGAAAGAAACUUGUUUUGUUUGUAAAGGCAGUCAUUUUACUAGUGUGAGAAAUAUCCCUUUAAACGAAAAAUUGAGCUCCCUAUUAAUGUCAGCCAGUCUUCUAGCGGCUUUGUGGUCAGCAGCGAUAAGAGUCAACAGUGUCAGUGCACACUUUCCCCCCUCAAUGGGCAAUUAUUAACUGGAAGCUGUGCACUUUCAAGGUCUUUAAAUACCAAGUGGGAGGCGGAGAGUGGGGAAAAAAAACUGUCGACACAUGGCGAUGCUCAACCUCCAGGUUACACGUGUUUAUCAGCUGCUGUGUCUUGACUGCAGCGAAAACAAUAAACAAAUCGUGUCCUGGUGAGCAAUUUUUCCAUAAAACAUUUGGGCCUCAUUGAAAGCCGAUGAGGUACAUGGCUUUUUAAUGACAAGGAAUAAAACCGUUCCUUUUUUCACCAAUUCACAUCUAUUCAGUCUGCGUUUGUGUCCAUGUGUGCUCUAGUCAUAAUGGGAAGCUUUCAACACAGCAGAUGCUUCCUUCUCACUGCCAAGAGAACGUGUCCACGGGGCCCGAUCGCCACGUGGAGUGAAGUUGAACUUCAGAUCACUCCAAGAAUCUGAUUCCCGUUUGUCGCACACACAUGCACACGCACGCACACACACUUGAUUCAUACUGAGGACACCCUUUCCUGGCCUUUUGCAAAAUUUCAGUUAGGGAGGGCGUAGGAAUACAGCUAUAUGCAAAAAUAACUUGAGGAAAGCUGACACAAUAUUCUCUACUGUUAUUGCAAACGAUGAAUGUGAUGUAAAAAAAUAUUCAUCUAGCGCUUUGUAUUUUGUUAAUAUGUAUUUUUUGAAACUUUCCUUCACUAGUAAGCAUGACAAAUGAUGACGGUAAACCUGUCGCAACAGCCGCCGGUGAUCUUUAGAGAAGCUUUUUCAUUUGCAUUCCUGUAUAUGAUUACUCAUGCUACAAGACAGCUAGGAAUUUGCACAAUUGUGUUUCUCAAAAGAAGAAGUAUUGUAGAAAUUGGCUUCUUAGUUCUAUUUGAAUAGCAAAAUUAAAAGUGUUGGUACUGUUAAGCAACUUUGCAUUAUGAAAAAUUCAAACAUGCUACGUUAUGUGGCUUUGGAGCCAAUACUGCAAAUUACAUUUAAAAACAAAUGACUCUCCAAAUAAACUCACUAAACUUCACAGUUAAAUUCCCAAUAGCCUUUCUGUGUUUAAUGCUUAACCUUGAGCAAAGAGUGAGUCUUUUUAACUUGUGCACAGUAGGCUGUGAUAUGAUGAGACCUGUGAAAUUAUGAAUUAAAAUAUGUGGAUUUGAAA